GUCACCGGCAUAGUGACUAUUGACCAGAGUCCACGAUGUGCGGUGUUUUUCAAGCUGACAUACAAGGACAAACUAUGCAUUUUUAAGUAGAAUAAAUAUUACAUUUAUUUGUAGAUCUGUCCACUGUUAUUCAUAACUUUCGGUUACUCUUAUACCGAGUUUUCCUGUUUUGAGGACAGAGAAGGCUGUUAGCUUAGCCUUUUAGCUAGCUAACAUUAGCAACAGGCCAAAUCGUGUGGAUUUCAGCUAGCUGAACCAGCUCAACUCAAAAUGAAGUGUCAUUACGAGGUGUUGGGUGUCAAAAGGGACGCGACUGAUGAUGAUAUGAAGAAGGUAUAUCGGAAAUUAGCCCUGAGAUGGCAUCCAGAUAAGAACUUGGACAAUGCAGAUGAGGCAGCUGAGCAGUUCAAACUGAUCCAGGCAGCCUAUGAAGUCCUGAGCGACCCACAGGAGAGAGCCUGGUAUGAUAACCACAGAGAAGCUCUCCUGAAAGGUGGGGUCAGCGGGGAGUAUGCUGAUGAAAGUGUUGACCUUGUUCAGUUCUUCACUGUCACCUGUUACUCUGGUUACGGGGAUGAAGAGGAGGGUUUCUACACAGUGUACAGGAACCUGUUUGAGUCCAUAACUACAGAAGAGAUGGAUCACAGUAAAGAGGAGGACGAGGAGGAAGAUGAGUUUCCUUCGUUUGGAGACUCUCAGAGUGACUAUGACACGGUUCACCUCUUCUACGCCUACUGGCAGAGCUUCUGCACCCGGAAGAAGUUUGCUUGGAAGGAGGACUAUGACACGAGGCAGGCUUCCAACCGCUGGGAGAAGAGGGCCAUGGAGAAGGAGAACAAGAAGGUUCGAGACAAGGCCAGGAAGGAGCGCAGCGAGCUAGUGCGUCAACUGGUGGCGUUUGUGCGUAAGCGCGACAAGAGGGUGCAGGCCCACAAGAAGCUGGUGGAGGAGCAGAACGCUGAGAAGGCCAAGAAAGUGGAGGAGCUACGACGCAAACAGAAGCUGUCACAGGCCAAACUGGCGGAGGAUUACAAGGAGCAGAGCUGGGUUGCCAUGUCUGAGAUGGAGAAGGAGCUGCAGCAGAUGGAGGCUCAGUACGGAAAGGAGUUUGGAGAUGUGUCAGAGAGCGAGGAGGAGGACCAGGGAAGAGGGGAUGAACAGAAAGAUGAGACCGAGGAACUCCUGGAUGACUAUUAUGAUGACCUGUACUGCCCUGCAUGUGACAAAUCCUUCAAAUCAGACAAGGCAAUGAAGAAUCAUGAGAAAUCAAAGAAACAUAGAGAGAUGGUGGUAUUACUACGGCAACAACUGGAAGAAGAGGAUGAGACCCUCGGUCUGAAGGAUGAGGAUGGGGAAGAGGAGGAGGAUGAAGAACUAGAAGAAGCACCAAGACAAAAGCUGUCUAAAAAGCAGAAGAAGAAAAAGAGACAACAGCAAAAUGGGCGGAGCCCCACAGAGGAGGUAGUAGGGAAGGAUGUGGCCCCAGAGCCCACCACCCCCACAGAGGAGGUAGUAGGGAAGGAUGUGGCCCCAGAGCCCCCCACCACCCCCACAGACAAUAGCCCAGAGAGCCCUCUAUCAACACAGACCAGCGGUGAGGCAGAGGACCCCCAGCCAGCCUCAGAGCCCCAGCAGGCAGCUGCGGACAAACCCUCUGAGGACCCAACAGGAGACGGACAGCAGGAAGAAGACCUCACAGCCACAGAACCAAAGAGCUCUGGAAAGACUAAGGGGAAGAAGAUUGGAGGAAAGGACAGCAAAAAGAAUGUCCAACCACAGGGAGGAGUGGAGAAAGGAGGAGCAGAGGAGCUGAACCUGCGCUGUGUGACCUGUCACUAUGAGUUCUCUACCAGGAACAAACUGUUUGACCACCUGAAGACAACAGGACACGCUACAGCCGUGUCACACGGUGGCAGUGCACCCGCCACGGUCAAGAGCAAGAAGGAGAAGAGGAAGAAUAGAUGAUGGGGGAUACAAGAGGGGCCAAAGACUAACACCAGCCACUGGGCUGUAGAGAUGGACUACUGUCUUACUAUAUAUUAUAGGAGGCCACUCAUGGUAUUGAAGGCCUGGAUUUGUUUGUUUUUUAAUGUUAAAGAUUGUCUGAAAAGGAGUUGAAGACUGUCUGAUUGCUGUUUUUAGGUAUUUGCAUGUUAGAAAACAAUCAAUACGUCCAGUCAUGGAGGACUGGACGUUGCCUGGUGAUCCUGCGUAGCCAACUCUUAUGGUCGUUGUCAUGCCAAAUGACCAUAGCAGUUGGCUUUGCAGCACAAACAGAUCUGAGACCCCUCCGGGCUAGACUGGACAAAGGAGUUGUAGAGUGUUUUUGUCUGGCCUGUCUGGAGGUCUGUCUCAGGGUUUCCCCCUAGAGAUAAUGUAAGGAAGUGAGCCAAGUCCAACUAUCUACUCCACCCUUCCAAUAUGACCAUGUUAGAGGUGCUGCCACUGUACCUGCUGCAGAAUUCAGCAUUGUGUCCACGUCCAUUUUGUGUCCACGUCCAUUUUGUGUCCACGUCCAUUUUGUGUCGACUGAUCCUUUGACGUUUUGGUCAGAGACAUAAAGCAACUGGACGUUAUUCCUGUUUUGAACGGAUAUUGUGAUGCUGCUGCUCACUCAACUCUAUAUUUAUUCAAAUAACAAUCUGACUCCACUCCGCAGCUUCCACUUUCUUAUAUAAAAGAAGAUACUGCAUAAACACUGACACGUUUCAUUGAAUUUGCCUGUAAAGAACAAGGUCCUCACACUGUUAAAGCUCUCAAUUCAACGCUUUAUUGACAACGGAUCUUUGUCGGGUUAUUUACCUUCUGUGACGAAGACAUGUUUUAGAUAGAAACAGUCAAAGUGGUGUAUUGGGAGCUUUAGUGUGUGGGCCUUGUUCUUAAUUAACCCGGAGCCUAAGUUUAAGGAUGUGCAUAUAAAUUAACUUUUCAUUGAAUUUUCCGCCUUGUCUGAUGAAUAAAUGGUUUGUGUUUAUGGCUCA
Molecule: messenger RNA, 2981 nt
Organism: Oncorhynchus gorbuscha (pink salmon)
Lineage: Eukaryota; Metazoa; Chordata; Actinopteri; Salmoniformes; Salmonidae
Gene: dnajc21
Product: DnaJ heat shock protein family (Hsp40) member C21
Exons: 12
Coding region: 271-1965 (564 amino acids)
Cellular component (GO): cytoplasm
Molecular function (GO): zinc ion binding; nucleic acid binding
Source: RefSeq, a predicted model, not a curated record